AUGAAGCGAUUUGGACGUGAGGUAAUAUCAGUACAUGUUGGACAAGCAGGUGUACAAAUUGGAAAUGCUUGCUGGGAAUUAUAUUGCUUAGAACAUGGCAUUCAACCCAAUGGUAUGAUGUUUGAUGAUCAAGUUGUCGAUUCGGAAGAUGAUUCAUACAAUACAUUUUUUGCUGAAACUAUUCAUGGUAAGCAUGUUCCACGGGCAAUUUUUAUUGAUUUAGAACCAACUGUUGUAGAUGAAGUUCGAACUGGAGCUUAUCGAUCAUUAUUUCAUCCCGAACAACUUAUAAGCGGGAAAGAAGAUGCUGCUAAUAAUUAUGCCCGUGGCCAUUACACUAUUGGAAAAGAAGUUAUUGAUGUUUGCAUUGAUCGCAUUAGACGUAUGAGUGAUAUGUGCAGUGGUUUACAAGGAUUUUUAAUUUUCCAUUCAUUUGGUGGCGGUACUGGAAGUGGUUUCUCAGCAUUGCUUAUGGAACGUUUGUCCGUUGAUUAUGGCAAAAAAUCAAAGCUUGAAUUUAGCAUUUAUCCAGCAUCACUGCGGUUUGAUGGUGCAUUAAAUGUUGAUUUAACCGAAUUCCAAACAAAUUUAGUACCGUACCCACGGAUACAUUUUCCGCUUGCUACAUAUGCUCCGAUUAUUUCCAGUGAGCGUGCUUUUCAUGAACAGCUAACGGUGCCUGAAAUAACAAAUCAAUGUUUUGAGCCUGGUAAUCAAAUGGUUAAAUGUGACCCGAGAGAAGGAAAAUUUAUGGCAUGUUGUUUACUUUUUAGAGGCGAUGUGGUCCCUAAAGACGUUAACAUGGCUAUAGCAGGAAUAAAAACAAAACGUUCAAUUCAGUUUGUCGACUGGUGUCCAACUGGUUUCAAGGUAGGCAUCAAUUACCAACCGCCGACAGUUGUACCUGGUGGUGAUUUAGCAAAACUUCAACGAGCUGUUUGUAUGCUAGCCAAUACAACAUCAAUUGCUGAGGCUUGGGCUAGGCUUGACUAUAAAUUUGAUUUAAUGUAUGCAAAGCGAGCCUUUGUUCAUUGGUAA
Molecule: messenger RNA, 1038 nt
Organism: Loa loa (African eye worm)
Lineage: Eukaryota; Metazoa; Nematoda; Chromadorea; Rhabditida; Onchocercidae
Exons: 9
Coding region: 1-1038 (345 amino acids)
Biological process (GO): mitotic cell cycle; microtubule cytoskeleton organization
Cellular component (GO): cytoplasm; microtubule
Molecular function (GO): structural constituent of cytoskeleton; GTP binding
Source: RefSeq, a predicted model, not a curated record